Molecule: messenger RNA, 3263 nt
Organism: Brassica napus (rape)
Lineage: Eukaryota; Viridiplantae; Streptophyta; Magnoliopsida; Brassicales; Brassicaceae
Product: FT-interacting protein 7-like
Exons: 2
Coding region: 137-3133 (998 amino acids)
Source: RefSeq, a predicted model, not a curated record
AUGAUUUUUAGUCUUUAAAGACCGAGUCAUGUCUUUUGCUCUUGUCCUCCUUUCUUUUGCAAGACGAGCAAAACUUCAAAAGGUGCCUUAUAAGCUCUUCUUGAUAAAGGUGAUUCAGUUUUAACAAAAAGCUUCGAUGAGCAAAAUAAAGCUAGGCGUUGAAGUCAUAAGCGCACAUGGCCUGUUUAACACAGACAAGCAGAACUCAUGUAGCCCUUUCGUGGAGCUCAAGUUCGACAACCAGAUAUUCCGCACAACCACCAAACCCAACGACCCGAACCCCGUCUGGCACGAGUCUUUCUACUUCACUGUCUCUGAUCCUUCCUUCCUCUCCACACUCACACUCGAAGCCCAUGUCUACAGCUACCAAGACGGAACCGAUGCUAAGCCCUUUCUUGGAAAAGUCCGAGUCAACGGAACAUCCUUUGUUCCUCACUCCGAAGCAGCUCCUUUCAAUUACCCUCUAGAGAAACGCAGCGUUUUCUCUCGAGCCCGUGGAGAGCUGGGCUUGAGAGUCUUCAUCACAGAGGAUCCUUCUAUUACACCUUCUCUCCCAACCCCGGUUCCAGAGUCUCCUCGAUCUUAUAUCCCAAGUCCACGUCAAGAACCUGUGAAGUCCAUAAUCACAGCUGCUGCUAACAUGGUUGCUGCUGAUAAGCCUAAAGCACGUACGCUUUAUAACGUUACGCCUUCAGUGAACCAACAACAACAGCCGACGACAGCGAUGAGCUACGGCAUGCAGGAGAUGAGAGCUGCUGCGCCCAUGCCUCCAAGAGUAGUCCAAUACAACGGCCCAGGCCCAUCAUCAGAUUUCACCGUGAAAGAGACGAGCCCUUUCCUCGGAGGUGGACGGAUCAUUGGAGGACGAAUAGUUCGUGGUACGCAGAGGCCCGUAGGCACAUACGAUCUCGUCGAAGAGAUGAGGUUUCUCUUCGUGAGAGUCGUGAAGGCGCGUGAUCUCCCCGACAGAGACCUAACGGGAAGCCUAGACCCUUACGUGGAAGUAAAAAUAGGAAACUUCAAAGGAGUUACAAGACAUUUGGACAAGAACUCUGAUCCGGAGUGGAACCAAGUCUUUGCAUUUGCUAAAGAGAAUCUUCAGUCCAACGUUCUCGAAAUAGUCGUCAAGGAUAAAGACCUUGUCCUAGAUGAUUACGUUGGCACUGUCCGGUUUGAUCUCAAUGAGGUUCAAUCUCGUGUCCCUCCGGAUAGUCCUUUAGCUCCAGAGUGGUAUAGACUUGAGAACAAGAGAGGUGAGAAGAAGAGAGCUGAGAUCAUGCUUGCUGUUUGGGAAGGUACUCAAGCCGAUGAAGCCUUCGGUGAUGCUGUCUUCUCAGACUCGUUAACAUCUUCAGACAGCUCCGACAUUAUCUCCGCUAACCUCCGGUCCAAGGUCUACCAUUCUCCUCGGCUAUGGUACCUAAGGGUGAAGAUAAUAGAGGCUCAAGACGUGAUCAUAGUCUCCGACAAGUCACGUCUCCCUGAAGCCUUUGUGAGAAUCCAGGUCGGUAACCAGAUGUUAAAGACUAAAGUGGCUCAAAGAAGCUUUCAUCCGAGAUGGGACAAUGAGUUCAUGUUCGUAGUCGCGGAGCCGUUUGAGGAACACCUGGUCCUCUCGGUGGAAGACCACUCCGCAGCCAACAGAGACGAGCCUGUAGGCAAAGCUGUGAUCCCUCUCUCCGCUAUCGAGAGACGUAAUGAUGAUAGAGCGUUCCGUAGCCGUUGGUUUCAUCUCGAAGACUCAAUCUCAGACGCUAUGGAUGAGGACAAAGCCAAGAGAGUGAAGUUCGCUACUAGGCUCCACGUGGCCGCGGUUCUUGAAGGAGGCUACCAUGUCUUUGACGAGUCUACUUACUACAGCAGCGAUCUAAGGCCAACGGCGAGACAGCUCUGGAAACAAGCGAUAGGAGUCUUGGAGCUUGGGAUACUCAACGCAAACGGUCUCCACCCGGUUAAAAACCGAGACGGGAAAGGUACUUCGGACACGUACGUUGUUGCUAAGUACGGUCACAAGUGGGUUCGGUCGAGAACUGUGAUCAACAGCUUGAAUCCAAAGUACAAUGAGCAGUACACAUGGGAGGUUUUAGACCCCGCGACGGUCUUAACCAUCUGCGUAUUCGACAACGGUCACUUUUCAUCUGGAAAUGGCAGAGAUCAGACCAUUGGGAAAGUCCGUAUCAGACUCUCUACUCUUCAGACGGGCCGCGUAUACACGAACGCGUACCCUUUACUAGUUCUAACCCCAUCUGGUCUCAAGAAAAGAGGCGAGCUUCACUUAGCAGUGAGGUUCACCUGCACAUCCGUCUCCAACACGCUGAUGAAAUACACAAAACCUCUCUUGCCGAAAAUGCAUUACACGCAGCCUUUAUCCGUAAACCUACAAGAAAUGCUUAGAGUCCAGGCUCUCAACAUAAUCGUGGCUCGCCUAGGCAGGUCGGAGCCGCCGCUUAGACGAGAAGUCGUUGAGUACAUGACGGAUGCCAAGACUCAUCUCUUCAGCAUGAGGAGAAGCAAGGCUAACUUCUUUAGGUUCACCGCGGUGUUCUCGGGAGUGAUGUCGGUGUGGAAAUGGAUGGGAGAAGUUUGCAGCUGGAGGACGCCGGUGACGACGGGGCUUGUGCAUGUGUUGUACACGAUGCUUGUGAUGUUCCCGGAGAUGAUUUUGCCGACUGUGUUUCUGUAUAUGGCUGUGAUUGGGUUGUGGAACUACAGGAUUAGGCCGAGGUUUCCUCCUCAUAUGGAUACCAAACUGUCUUACGCGGAGAGUGUGAAUGCUGAUGAGCUCGACGAGGAGUUUGAUAUCUUUCCGACCAUGAAGGCUCCAGACAUUGUCAAAAUGAGGUAUGAUCGGCUGAGAAUUGUGGCGGGAAAGAUACAGACGGUGGUUGGAGACAUAGCGGCACAGGGAGAGCGCGUGCAGGCUCUGCUGAGCUGGCGUGAUCCACGCGCUACCGCAAUAUUUGUGACGUUCUGUUUUAUCGUUGCCAUGGUUCUCUACAUAACACCUUUUAAGCUCUUUGCUCUCCUCUCCGGUUACUACUUCAUGAGGCACCCUAAGCUCCGACAUCGUAUUCCAUCGGCUCCGCUCAACUUUUUCCGGCGACUUCCGGCCAUGACAGACUCUAUGCUCUGAAUCGUGUCCCGUGAGGAUUCAAACAAACAUAUAUGUCUCUAUAUAGAACUCUUCAUCUUCUUGAAAUUUGAAUUUGUAUCUAUCCCUCAAUCUAUGUGUAUAAAAGUUGAGAAUCUUGCAUAUUCAUGAA